Thalassophryne amazonica is the source of this 3879-nucleotide messenger RNA. RefSeq names its product histone deacetylase 4 (gene hdac4). The record is from RefSeq and is a predicted model, not a curated record. The coding region runs from base 312 to 3641 and encodes 1109 amino acids. NCBI's taxonomy places the organism in Eukaryota, Metazoa, Chordata, Actinopteri, Batrachoidiformes, Batrachoididae. Gene Ontology annotation, molecular function: histone deacetylase activity. The transcript is spliced from 28 exons. Gene Ontology annotation, cellular component: histone deacetylase complex. Gene Ontology annotation, biological process: negative regulation of transcription by RNA polymerase II; chromatin organization.
CGGAGUUUGGAGAAGGAUUUUUCGGCACCGACGGGUCCUAAAACCUGCCCGGACUGGAUGCUGCUUUGACGACAGUCGCCGUGUGAGCUUCGGCUGUUCUUUCAGAUGUCUGGAAGGAACCCUGCCUUCAGCACAUACCUGAGGUCUCCACCUGUUGCCUGCUGUAACGAGACAUUGAGAAGCAGCUAUCCUGUGUCUGCUUUCAUCCCCACACCUCCGUCUGCCACUAUUAAGUUGUCUGAAUAGGACUUUGUGGUCACCGCACUCAUCAUGGAGGUGGUGUGUUGUCCUCGCUGAAAUCUAACGUAACUAUGACUUCUCACAGCCGACCAGGUGGUUUUACCAGCAAAGACCAACCUCUGGAACUUCUUUCAUCAGCUGCAAACAACCAUUGUGUGGACGUGAGCACAGCAGCACUGCCCACGCAGGUGCCUCCUGCCACCACAGCCAUCCUCCCCAUGGACCUGCGUAUAGUGGACCACCCCCACCAUCUCCACCACCAGCAGCAGACCUCUUUCAGCCAUGUUCCUCCUGCCCACCCGACACCACCCAGCUCCACAACCUGUCCCAAAUCCUCUGAGCCAGGCCGUGGACAGAUCCUAAACCACCAGGAGCAGCAGCUGCAGCAGGAACUGGUGGCUCUUAAACACAAGCAGCAGCUUCAAAGACAGCUACUGAUCGCAGAGUUCCAGCGCCAGCACGAACAGCUGUCCCGCCAACAUGAAGCCCAGCUGCAGGAACACAUCAAGCACCAACAGGACUUACUGGCCCUCAAGCAUCAGCAGGAGUUGUUGGAGCAUCAGAGGAAAAUGGAGCAGCAACGCCAGGAGCAGGAAGUGGAGAAGCAGCAGAGGGAGCACAAACUCCAGCAGCUCAAAAACAAGGAAAGGGGGAAAGAGAGUGCAGUUGCCAGUACAGAGGUAAAGAUGCGACUUCAGGAGUUUGUCUUGAACAAAAAGAAAGCUUUGGCCCAGCGAAACAUAAACCAUGGCCUCCCCAGUGACCCACGCUACUGGUAUGGAAAAACCCAGCACAGCUCUUUGGACCAGAGCUCUCCCCUCCAAGCAGCCAUGUCAGCUUACAACCAUCCCAUCUUGGGCAUGUAUGACUCAAAAGACGACUUUCCUCUCCGUAAAACAGCCUCUGAACCAAACCUGAAGCUUCGCUCCCGUUUAAAGCAGAAGGUGGCAGAGCGCCGCAGCAGCCCGCUGCUUCGCAGAAAAGAAGGUCACAUCAUGACUGCUAAAAAACGUUCUCUGGACAUGGCUGAGUCGGCGUGUAGCAGUGCACCUGGCUCAGGCCCCAGCUCCCCAAACAACAGCUCCAGCAACAUCCCCAAUGAGAAUGGAGUCACAACCUCCAGCAGCCCAGGAGAGGUGUCUCUACUUCACCGGCUAGCUGUACGUGAACACUCAGUCAACCAACUUUCUCUCUACACAUCCCCUUCUCUUCCUAACAUCACCCUUGGCCUGCCAGCUACAAAUCCUGCCAGCGCUCUGGUAUCAGGACAUCAAGAUGGUGAUAGUCGCCUGGCUUUGCCUGCAUUACAGCAGGGCAUCCCUCUCACUGCUCCUUUUCUGCCCGCUGCACAUUUGCCCUCAUACUUGACAACUUCUGCUGUGGACAAGGAGGGGGCUGGAGGAAGCACAGCUGGUCACAGCCCCCUUCUUCAGCACAUGGCACUGCUGGAACAAAGCCACAAUCCAAUAGUUGGGCUCAGUGGCCUCCCACUACAGUCACCCUCUGUCUCCAAGCUCGCUCGCGGGCACCGGCCCCUUGGGCGGACGCAGUCGGCGCCUCUGCCCCAGCAACAGUGUGGUCAGGCCCACGCCCUGCAGCAGCUUGUGGUCCAACAGCAACACCAGCAGUUCCUGGAGAAACACAAACAGCAGUUCCAACAACAGCAUACCAUCAGCAAGAUAACGUCCAAACCCAGUGAUCAGGUCACACCUGCAAGCUCCAGUGCCUCUGGGCCAGGCAGGCAGCACCAGAGCCACCCAGAGGAGACUGAAGAGGAGCUCCGGGAGCACCAGGAGCUCCUUUCAUCCUCUUCCUCUACCUCUGUGCAGGAAGCAGGGCUGCUACGUGGACUGGUCAUCAAGCAGGAGCCCCCAGACCCCCAUGAACACGAAGAAAGGGAACAGAGGGAGAGGCAGGUCGAGCAGGAACUCCUGUUUCAUCAGCAGGCUCUUCUGUUAGAGCAACAACGAAUUCACCAGUUGAGGAACUAUCAGGCAUCAAUGGAAGCAGCCGGCUUAUCAGUCAGCUUUGGGCACCGGCCACUCUCCAGGGCACAGUCAUCUCCAGCUUCCUCCUCCUUCCCCAUGGUAGCACAAGAACCACCUCCAAAGCAUCGUUUUACUACAGGCCUGGUGUAUGAUUCGCUCAUGCAGAAGCACCAGUGUAUAUGUGGUAACACCACCAGCCAUCCAGAGCAUGCCGGCCGCAUCCAGAGUAUUUGGUCACGUCUACAAGAAAGAGGCCUCAGAGCACAUUGUGAGUGUAUCCGUGGUAGGAAGGCCUCGCUGGAAGAGCUGCAGACUGUCCACUCUGAGGGCCAUGUUCUGCUGUAUGGCACCAACCCACUGCGGCAGAAGCUAGAUUGUUCAUUGAACCCUAUGUUUGUGAGGUUACCAUGUGGAGGGGUCGGGGUGGACAGCGACACCAUUUGGAAUGAGGUCCAUUCAUCAAGCGCAGCACGUCUAGCUGUGGGCUCGGUGGUGGAGUUGGUGUUCAAGGUGGCAUCAGGAGAACUGAAGAAUGGUUUUGCUGUCGUGCGACCACCUGGGCACCACGCGGAGGAGGCCACACCAAUGGGAUUCUGUUACUUCAACUCGGUAGCCAUAGCUGCAAAGCUACUGCAGCAGAGGCUCAACAUCAGUAAGAUACUUAUCGUGGACUGGGAUGUUCAUCAUGGUAAUGGCACCCAGCAGGCAUUCUACACUGAUCCUAGUGUUCUGUACCUGUCAUUGCAUCGCUAUGAUGAUGGGAACUUCUUUCCUGGCAGUGGAGCACCUGAUGAGGUGGGUGAUGGUGCUGGUGUAGGCUUCAAUGUUAACAUGGCCUUUACUGGUGGAUUGGAGCCUCCAAUGGGUGAUGUUGAGUAUCUCGCUGCAUUCACGUCAGUGGUCAUGCCUAUUGCCAAUGAGUUUGCCCCAGAUGUGAUUUUGGUAUCUUCAGGCUUUGAUGCAGUUGAUGGCCAUGCUCCACCACUGGGAGGAUACAGACUCACAGCCAAAUGUUUUGGCUACUUGACCAGGCAGCUGAUGGGCCUGGCAGGCGGUCGGCUGGUGCUAGCACUGGAGGGGGGUCACGAUCUCACAGCCAUAUGUGACGCCUCUGAAGCUUGUGUCUCUGCUCUGCUCGGCAAUGAGUUGGACCCUCUUCCUGAUGAGGUGCUGCAGCAAAGGCCCAACGCCAAUGCUGUCCGCUCUAUGGAAAAAGUUCUGGAAAUUCACAGUAAAUACUGGCGUUUGCUGCGGCACAAGGCCGCUACGCUUGGAUGCUCUUUGAGUGAAGCUCUGAGGCAUGAAACCGAGGAAGCUGAGACUGUCACCGCAAUGGCCUCCUUGUCUGUUGCCAACAAGCACAUUGGAAAUCAGCUUGAAGACGAGCCAAUGGAAGAAGAAGCUCCCAUGUAACGAAUAAUCCACAGUGUCCUCAUCCAGUAAGAUCUGUUUUGAUUACGAGCCAUGCCAACAUCACUCCCUUGCCUUAUCAGUGGCACCUUAUCAUGGGAGAAACCAUGUUGACAAAAGUGAUGCAGAAAGGAAACGGAGCAGUGAAGACAACCGAUGCAGUUCAGAUCAGUGAUCACAGGCUCUUAAUAAACACUUUGGAUUUAAGGAGGUCGACUCCCAAAGUGACAACCAUCGAGGG